CGAAACCAUGGCGACCACGACGGCGUCUACCGCUAUUGCGGCACCAACGGAGGCUUCUUCUGCCCCGAUCUAUAUUGACACUCAACACGAAGACCUAGUACACGAUGCUCAGAUGGAUUACUACGGCGCCAAGCUGGCGACGUGCAGCUCCGACCGUACCGUUAAAGUGUACAACGUAUCGGAUUCCGCCUACGAGCUUUCCGCGACGCUCCAGGGUCACGAAGGUCCCGUCUGGCAGGUUUCCUGGGCACAUCCCAAGUUCGGCGUAGUCCUCGCAUCCUGCUCGUUCGAUGGUAGUGUUCUGAUUCACCGUGAAAGCCGACCCCGCGAAUGGACCAUGCUACACGCGGCUCGUCAACUGCACGAUUCCUCCAUUAACGGUGUGGCCUUUGCUCCGCACGAAUAUGGUUUGCAGCUGGCGACGGCGUCCUCCGACGGCAAGGUCAGCGUCCUCCAGCACCAGCCCAACAAUACGUGGGCCGUCGAAUACCUCACGGAUUGCCCCAUGGGUGUCAAUGCGGUGAGCUGGGCACCCUACGGGGCGUACUACGACCCGUCCGCGGCGUCCCCGACGGAUCAGGUCCAGGAACCCCGACUCGUGACGGCAGGAUGCGACAAUGCCAUACGAUUUUGGAAGUGCCAGGACGGUACAACUUGGGUUCCGGAUGAGGCUAAAUUGGAUACCGCACAUCAACACUCGGACUGGGUACGGGAUGUGGCGUGGGCACCCUCGCUACUGCCGAAUCACAAUAUUGUCGCCAGCUGUGCGGAGGACAAGACGGUAUUGAUUUGGAAACAGGAAGGACUGGGACAAGAUUGGAAGCCUACGCUUCUACACCAAUUUGAAGCACCCGUCUGGAGAGUCAGUUGGAGCGUCACGGGACUCCUAUUGGCGGUUUCGUCGGGAGAUUCCGACGUCACCUUGUGGAAAGCGGGGCUAGAUGGACAAUGGACGCAGGUUUCCACCGUGGAAGACACACCUCCUGAGCCGUCGACAUAAGGAGGUUGGCCCGACGGGAAAGCGAAAGGAUUGCUUCGAAACCAAAUAUACGUAAAUAAAGGAUCUUUAUACAAGCU
This is a messenger RNA of Phaeodactylum tricornutum CCAP 1055/1, 1077 nucleotides long. RefSeq lists its product with no specific name. Lineage: Eukaryota; Bacillariophyta; Bacillariophyceae; Surirellales; Neidiaceae. Gene Ontology annotation, cellular component: COPII vesicle coat; nuclear pore outer ring. Gene Ontology annotation, biological process: COPII-coated vesicle budding; protein import into nucleus. The coding region runs from base 8 to 1000 and encodes 330 amino acids. Gene Ontology annotation, molecular function: structural molecule activity; protein binding. The transcript is spliced from 2 exons. The record is from RefSeq and is a predicted model, not a curated record.